Pygocentrus nattereri (red-bellied piranha) is the source of this 897-nucleotide messenger RNA. RefSeq names its product C3a anaphylatoxin chemotactic receptor-like. Gene Ontology annotation, molecular function: G protein-coupled peptide receptor activity. The transcript has a single exon. Gene Ontology annotation, cellular component: membrane. Gene Ontology annotation, biological process: neuropeptide signaling pathway. Lineage: Eukaryota; Metazoa; Chordata; Actinopteri; Characiformes; Serrasalmidae. The record is from RefSeq and is a predicted model, not a curated record. The coding region runs from base 1 to 897 and encodes 298 amino acids.
AUGCAGCUCAGCAACAGCAGCGAUUUAAACUCCACUGCUUGGAGCCAGACUAACCUGGUUACCUCAGUGCUGAUGGGCUUCUUCUGUGCUGUUGGAGUUCCUGGAAACAUCGCCGUGAUCGUGAUCAUAGUUCUGUGGUUCAAGAAGGACAACUUCACCGUCCAUCUGAUGCUGAACCUGGCCGCCUCGGACAUCCUGUGUUUGAUGACCCUGCCUGUGUGGAUGUACAACCGUCUUUUUGACUGGAGCAUCGGGAGAUGGCCCUGCAAGUUCUUCAUCUCCCUCGUCUACUGCAGCGCAUCUGCUAGCUUGAUGAUAGUAACCAUGAUCAGCGUUCAUCGUUACGUACACGUUUGCUUCCCCGAGAAAUGGUCCAAACUUGGUAAAAAGGGAGAGAAAUUCCUGCUGUGUACCAUCUGGGUCUUUGGAUUUGCUUUCUCCAUUCCAGCCAUCUUCACAAGAGAGGUCGUCUUGAACGGGUCCAGGAGAGAGUGCGGACGAAUCACUUCUUCAGACGAACUCAGGCUCGUAGUUGCUGUGUUAGAAACUCUGCUGGCGUUUGUUCUUCCAUUAUCCAUCAUGGUCACCUCCUAUUACUGCCUGCACAAGAGAGUGACUCAAGGAGCUUUAUUUCACAGCCAAAGACUGACCAGAAUGGUGACCAGCAUAGUGGUGAUGACCUUCAUCUUCUCAUCACCGUGCCACCUGAUCAACUUGGUGGAGAUCUUUGGGAUUGCAAUGAAACAUUCAUACCCAGGUUUGUUGGAUGAACUUCUGACGUUUAAAAAUUCGGUUGGCGACGUUGCUGUGAGUUUUACUUUCAUCAACAGCUGCAUGAAUCCACUGCUCUACGCUUUCGCUUCACGGAGUCUUCGCCAAAGCUGUGAAACAAGAUAG